UCUUCAAAGAAUCGAAAGGAAGGCCUAUAUAUACUCCCCAUGUUUCACCAUUCUUCUACACUUCCAUACGAAGAUGAAGAUCCCCACCAUUGAUUUCAGUGAGGUGAACGGAGACAACAGGGCCAGAGCCUUGUCUGUCCUACACGACGCUUGCCUCAAUUGGGGCUUCUUUAUGAUAGAGAAUCAUGGAAUUGAAGAAGCCGUGUUGGAGAAGGUGAAGCUAUUGGUGAACACACACUAUGAUGAGACAAUGAAAGACAAGUUUUAUGAUUCAGAAGUGGCCAAAAACUUGGGCAAAAUUCAAUUAUUUGAUGUGGAUUGGGAAUCCACGUUCUUCAUUUCCCAUAAACCAACCUCUAAUAUCUCUCGAUUUCCCAACAUCUCGGAUCAUCUUUGCAAAGCAAUGGAAGAAGAGUAUAUACCUCAGCUGGUAAUGAUAGCAGAGAAGCUUGCAGAGUUAAUGUGCGAGAAUCUUGGCCUGCAAAAGACAUAUAUUAAGCAGCUAUUCAAUGGAACCAAAGGGCCUUCCGUCGGAACUAAAGUAGCGAAAUACCCAGAAUGUCCUCGGCCGGAGCUGGUGAGAGGGCUCCGAGAGCACACCGACGCCGGCGGAAUCAUUCUCCUUCUGCAAGACGACAAAGUCCCGGGACUGGAGUUCCAGAAAGACGGCGAGUGGUUCAAAAUCCCGCCGUCCAAGAAUAACGCCAUUUUCGUCAACAUCGGCGACCAAAUCGAGGUUCUGACCAACGGCAAAUAUAAGAGCAUUUUGCACCGCGUUUUGGCGGAGAAGGAGGGGAGUCGGCUGUCGAUUGCUACGUUUUAUAAUCCGGCGACCGACGCCGUUAUUUCACCGGCGGCGGAGGCUCUGUAUCCUGGUGGCUAUAGGUUUGAGGAUUAUUUGAAAUUCUAUAACACUACGAAAUUUGGAGAUAAAGAGAAGAGGUUUGGAUCGAUGAAGAACAUGUGAGCGUCGAGUGCAGAGGACGCGGCGCUUUUGUUGACUUUUCGUUUUCAAGGAUUAUGUAUGCUAUGGUCUCAUUCUUGCUUCAUCCUUUCGUCUUUUGUUUCUUAAGCGAGAAAUAAGUAAUUUAAGUUUUGAAUCAUAAA
Messenger RNA from Cucurbita maxima (winter squash), 1107 nucleotides. RefSeq names its product 1-aminocyclopropane-1-carboxylate oxidase 1. Bases 74 to 967 code for a protein of 297 amino acids. The transcript is spliced from 3 exons. The record is from RefSeq and is a predicted model, not a curated record. NCBI's taxonomy places the organism in Eukaryota, Viridiplantae, Streptophyta, Magnoliopsida, Cucurbitales, Cucurbitaceae.